Penicillium verrucosum is the source of this 246-nucleotide messenger RNA. RefSeq lists its product as uncharacterized. The record is from RefSeq and is a predicted model, not a curated record. The transcript has a single exon. Lineage: Eukaryota; Fungi; Ascomycota; Eurotiomycetes; Eurotiales; Aspergillaceae. The coding region runs from base 1 to 246 and encodes 81 amino acids. Gene Ontology annotation, biological process: mycotoxin biosynthetic process.
AUGUCGGUAUCUCGUCAUGAAAUCGAGAAAAUCAAGAAGCUCCGUAACAGCUCCGUCGUUCUACCUGACGGUGGCUACAUGGCAAGCAUAGGGGGUUUCCACCAAAUGCACUGUCUCAACGUUAUCCGGAAAGCCACCUAUCUGGACUACUAUACUGUUCAUGAACCAGAUUUCUUCACAGAGCCAAGUGCACGAAAACAUGUUGGUGCGGUUUAUCUUGCAAGACCGUUGAUGUAUAUGGACUAA